Molecule: messenger RNA, 5461 nt
Organism: Myiozetetes cayanensis
Lineage: Eukaryota; Metazoa; Chordata; Aves; Passeriformes; Tyrannidae
Gene: DPY19L4
Product: dpy-19 like 4
Exons: 19
Coding region: 1-2292 (763 amino acids)
Cellular component (GO): nuclear inner membrane
Molecular function (GO): mannosyltransferase activity
Source: RefSeq, a predicted model, not a curated record
AUGCGGGAGCGCUCCCGCCCCCGCGGCCGGCGGGAGGCGGGCGGCGGCGGCGGCGCGGGCGGGGCGGAGGCGUCGCCCCGCGGAGAGCGGCGGGGGGACCCGGCGGCGGGCGGCGGCCGCGGGCCGGCGAUGGAGGAAGGGGCAGCAGACCUGCGACAGAGAAAGAAACAAAACUGCUCAGAAUCUGACAAAAUGGCUCCAGAGCAGAGAAACAAAGAAAACUCAAAGCUGGGAAGAUCGCCAAAAUAUAUGUUAAUCCAGCGUUUCGCAAAACUUUUCUUUGGCUGCCUGGCAGCAGUGACCAGUGGAAUGAUGUAUGCUGUGUACCUCUCAACAUAUCACGAACGGAAGUUCUGGUUUUCCAGCAGGCAGGAACUUGAACGAGAAAUUACAUUUCAGGGUGACAGUGCCAUUUAUUAUUCAUUCUAUAAAGAACUGCUAAAGGCUCCUUCCUUUGAAAGAGGUGUUUAUGACUUGACACACAACAAUAAAACAGUAUCACUGAAGACAAUAAAUGCAGUCCAGCAAAUGACUUUGUACCCAGAGCUGAUUGCCAGUGUUUUAUAUCAAGCAUCUGGUAGCGAAGAAGUUAUUGAACCAGUGUAUUUCUACAUUGGUAUAGUUUUUGGACUGCAGGGAAUUUAUGUGACUGCAUUGUUUGUAACCAGUUGGGUUAUGAGUGGGACUUGGCUGGCAGGAAUGCUGACUGUAGCAUGGUUCAUUAUUAACAGGACAGAUACAACAAGAAUUGAUUACUCCAUACCAUCAAGGGAAAAUUGGGCUUUGCCGUAUUUUGCAUGUCAAGUAGCAGCUCUCACAGGCUAUUUAAAAAAAAACCUAAAUUGUUCUGCUGAGAAGUUUUGUUAUCUUUUGGUGAAUGCUUCAACAUACACCUUCGUGAUGAUGUGGGAAUACAGUCAUUAUCUCCUGUUUGUCCAGGCUAUUUCUCUUUUCCUGCUAGACAGCUUUGCCCUGGCACAGACAGAGAAGGUGCAUGAAGUAUACAAAAUCUACCUGUUUUCUCUCUUCUUGGGGUACCUUCUGCAGUUUGAAAAUUCAGCCUUACUAGUGUCACCGCUACUCAGUUUCGUAGCAGCUUUAAUGCUCUCUAAAUGCCUUCAGAUGAAUAUGAAAAAAGGUACAUUUAUGUCAAGAUUGCUGAAAAUAAUGUACAUUUAUUUGGUACUUACAGUAGCAGUGACACUAAACUUCUUAUUAAAGAUGUUUGUUCCUCAUAAAGAAAAUGAGCAUUUGCUGAAGUUCAUUGAAGUAAAACUUGGCUUAAACACAACUAAGAAUUUUACAAUGAAUUGGCUCCUUUGUCAAGAAUCUCUUCAGGCACCUUCCCAAGACUUUUUUUUGCGACUAACACAGUCAUCACUGUUGCCUUUUUAUAUUUUAGUAUUAAUUAUUUGCCUUUUUUCUGUAACUCAGGUCAUUUUUAGGAGAAUUUGUGGUGAACCACUGAAAGAGACAGUUAAACUUGAGGAUGGUCGUAUUGGAGAGAGGCCAGAAAUAGUUUAUCAUGUCAUUCACACAAUUUUGCUUGGUUGUCUAGCGAUGUGUUUGGAAGGAAUGAAAUAUCUAUGGACACCUUAUGUUUGCAUGCUUGCUGCAUUUGGGGUGUGUUCUCCUGAACUUUGGAUGACACUUUUCAAGUGGCUUCGACUGAAAGCUGUGCACCCGAUACUGCUGGCUCUUAUUCUGAGUAUGGCAGUUCCCACAAUAAUUGGAUUCAGCUUGUGGAAAGAGUUUUUCCCUAGGAUUAUGACAGAGCUUACAGAACUGCAAGAAUUCUAUGAUCCUGAUACAGUAGAACUUAUGACAUGGAUAAAACGACAGGCUCCCGUGGCUGCAGUGUUUGCAGGCAGCCCACAGCUCAUGGGUGUGAUUAAGCUCUGCACUGGAUGGAUGGUGUCGAGCUUACCUCUGUACAACGAUGAUGAUCUUCUGAAAAGAAACGAGAAUAUUUAUCAGAUCUAUUCAAAGAGGUCAGCAGAGGAUAUUUAUAAGAUACUCACAUCCUACAAAGCAAAUUUUUUGGUUAUUGAAGAUUCAAUUUGCAAUGAAGUGGGACCUGUAAGAGGAUGCAGAGUUAAAGAUCUAUUGGAUAUUGCUAAUGGUCAUGUGGUUUGUGAGGAAGACGACAACUAUGCCUACUCAAAAUAUGGACGAUUUUGUCAUGAAAUCAAAAUGAACUAUUCUCCAUAUGUGAAUUAUUUUACUCGAGUAUACUGGAAUAGAUCCUACUUUGUAUAUAGAAUCAACACUGUGAUAUCCUUCCAGUCAUGAAAAAGCAUGCAAGCUUCCUUCUGAGGAUUUAUUCUGAAUGAAUUUCAGUUGAAAAAGUUCCUUUGGAUCAAGGAAGUUAUUUUUUCAGAUAUAUGUGCACACAUGCAGGAUACUGACAACUUUAUUUUACCAAACUGGAAUUCUUUGGAACUACAGAUCAACAGAGAUACCAUCCUUGAAGGAAAUGGGAACAUUUAUCAAUUUUACAGUCUAUACAACGUGUGACAGUCUUCCAUGUUUUUUACAUUUUUCUUCCCAUUUUAAAUCAUCUUAAUUUUAAUGUAAAUGAGAUUUCUAACUUUAGCGUUAGAGAGCUGAUGUCCAUAGACUUCAGUGAAUGCAGAAAAAUUAUUUCAAGAGCUCAUUUAGGUCAUGUAGCUUUUAUUUUUUAGGCAGAAAGCAGCUGGUAUCUCGAGUCUUUUCAAAGAAGUGUUUGGAUGUUUAGUUUGGGGUUUUUUUAUUGUUGUUGUUUCAAUUCUUCCUGUCUUCCACUGUAAACAUUUCUGUGUUUAUCAAACACACAUCUUAUGUGUAGCUAUAUGUUCACAUACAUCUUAUGUGUAGCUAUACUGUUUGUUUAAGUCAAAUAAGGAAGAUUUUAUUUAAACAACGCUUCCAUAGAUUAAGGCACUGAUCUCUGUGCUGUUAGAGACAUGCUGGUGGAAGUGCUGGGGCUUAGACCUCGCAGUAGGAGCUGACAGGGUCAGAUCUUCAGUUUGGAAAGAACUUGUCUUCAGGAUUCUUCCACGCUUAAGUACGUGCAUGUGUGUGUGCAUGUGUGUGUCUUAGCAGCCAGCACAAUGGGCCAGUAUAUACCACAGUGUGCUUGUUUUCAGGCAAGUGUAGCAGCACAAUUAGGUUUGCUACUGAGACUUCUGCACUUCGGUUUCACUCCCUCUUUGUGUGUGUGUGUGUGUGUGUGUGUGUGUAUGGGGAGGGAUGGGUCAUGCUCAUUUCAUUCAAUUUAUUAUGAGAUAGGUAUAAUAAAAUAGUGCCAUAACUGUCAUUUGAAACACUAUAAUCACCACCAUUAGUAAAUAGUGGUACAAUUGCUCAUAGUUAUUUUUAUAUCAAUUAUGCAAUUACACAGAGAUCUUUGAAAAUCUGGGAAAGUACUCUGCAGUUUUGCUUCCCUCUAAAAUCUAUCUUUGUUAUAUGGUCCCCUUUGCCUCUACAACUAUUUUUCUUAUCAUCCUGUCUGCUGUUGGCUGAUAGACUUUCAAGAGAAUGAAUUAUACUUUUAUACUUUAAUUCGAACUGUGGGUCUAAUCCUGCUGUUGAGAGUGGAAAAUCCAAUAAAAGAUAAUGAUAGCUUUACUUAACGUAGGUGUAGCUGGACAGAAAACCAAAACAUAAGUUCUGGAAGAAGUUGUGCACCCCUUAAGAGUUACCUGUAGUUAGGGAUUCAUGUAACACCUGGCCCAGAGACCAGUCUAUCAGGUAUGUGGGAAUGAUUCUUUGGAGACCAGAUGUCUUUAAUGAAGGAUCUGUCAAAAUGGGAUGAACUUUCAACUGAAAUAUCUGCAAAUGAAAGCUGCAAAACAAUCCUUACUGCACUUGUUGAUAAAAUGCAAGAUCAGAGAUCUUAACUCUGAAAUUAUUAGGAACUGCAGCAUGUUGGUGUAUAUGCAUGAUUCUUCUCUGCUUUAUGCAGAUACACUUCGUUACUUUACACUGACAGGUAGUGCUGAGAUUUUUUUAAACCUAUUACCACUUUUGGAGUGAUUUAAAAGAAAAAAGCUUUAUUGUUGUAAAAGUCAACGUCUGUAAUCUGUUUUUUACUUUCAGUUAUAUUUUUAUGCCUAUGAGUCUUGACAAAAUGUUAACUUAUGCAUUUUAUUUGAAACUAAUGCUGAGAUAAAUCUAUCGAAUAUAUGGGAUGUGGUCAUUGAGAGAAACAUUUACCAGUACAACUGAGUUACAGGGUAAAAGUAAAUAUCCUUUCUGGGCAUACAGUCAUCGUGUUGAGGGUGGGGUGUGUGUGCGUGUCUGGUCAAGUGCAGGCUGCAUUUAUUUGCUUGUGCACAAGUACGUGUUUUACUGCACUGGGCUGUUUCAGGCUUUUCAAGUACCAGGUAGCAACAAAAGCUUGUGAAUUAACUUGAGCCAAGGCAGGCCUGCAGGAACCUCCCCUCUAUGUGCUAGUAUGGAUAUAGAUGUAAUAUUUGGAAGUAACUUUAAAGUUCCUUAUGCAAAGUAAGUUUGUUCGAAUCACUGUCAAAGAAUUACAUGUCUGUGUGUCAGUCAUUUACUCUCUUGAAGUUAAUAAUUCAUGAAUAUCCUUUCAUAACAGCAAUAAGGCAUUCCAGGUAGCAAACUUCAGGGUUACAACUGCACUUGGGUGGAUGAAGUCGCAAAGCUUACGGCUUCAUGCCUUAGACUGCCAUGCCAAGAUGCAAUAUUUAACUGUCCUUGACUGCCUGUUGUGUUUUACUGCAGUGCUGUAUGUAUGUCUUACCACAUAGAACAUAGUUUGAAUACCUACAUGUAGAACACACAUAUUAAGAAAAACACAAACAAGGCCAUCCAGACAUCUAAACAAAGCUAUCUUGCAGCACGUUGGCCUUUAUACGUGUUUAAAUGAAUGUGUUGGGUUUUAUUUGAACUGUGACAUAGUUGUUGUUAUUAGUGUUGUCAUAGUUUUUAAGAUGUAUUCGUAAUACUUCAAUUGAUUCUGCUUUAGGAGAAUCAUUUAAGAUUUUUACCUUGCUUUUUUAUAUUAGAGAAAAUUGUAUUGCAGCACCAUUGGCACAGCAGCCUUAAGUAACAGAAGGAGCCUUUUAUGUGAGAGAACAUUGUGGUUGUUCCUGUAAAAAGGCAUCAUUAAAAUGAGUGACUGAAAUAAUCAUAUCUUACAAAGAAAGUGAAAUAAUUUCUUAUCCAGAUAUGGUUUAGCAAAAAUACUGUCUAAUCUCCAGCUUCUGUGAAAAAUAAACAAUAAGUUCCCUCAGAUAUACAAUGAUAUCCCUCAGAAGGACAACAGUAGGGUAUAAUUACAUCAGAUUUGUACACACACAACCCUAGCUUGGUUUUUAACCAGGUCACAGGUUUAACUUCCUCAAAGGGCUGGGGGAAAGUUUUACAAAUUUUAAUCUGCUUUGCUGUAGAUGUUGCAAUUCAGUUGAAACAUGUGCCUUGCAAGCUUUUAUUAAACAAACAAAAACCUCAA